Carassius auratus (goldfish) is the source of this 2961-nucleotide messenger RNA. Its product is annotated as MAU2 chromatid cohesion factor homolog. The record is from RefSeq and is a predicted model, not a curated record. The transcript is spliced from 19 exons. Gene Ontology annotation, molecular function: protein binding. The coding region runs from base 37 to 1857 and encodes 606 amino acids. NCBI's taxonomy places the organism in Eukaryota, Metazoa, Chordata, Actinopteri, Cypriniformes, Cyprinidae. Gene Ontology annotation, biological process: mitotic sister chromatid cohesion.
GAUCAACCGCGCUCUCGUAUUGUUGUUGUUGUGGUGAUGAUGGCGGCAGGCACGGAGGCCCCGGACUCCUGGUAUCUCGCUCUUCUCGGUUUCGCCGAACAUUUCCGAACCUCCAGUCCUCCAAAAAUCCGCUUGUGUGUGCACUGCCUCCAGGCCGUCUUCCAGUUCAAGCCCCCGCAGAGAGUGGAGGCCCGCACGCACCUGCAGCUCGGCUCGGUGCUCUAUCACCACACGAAGAACAGCGAGCUGGCCCGCACGCACCUCGAGAAAGCGUGGUUCAUUUCACAGCAGAUAGCUCAGUUUGAGGAUGUGAAGUUCGAGGCGGCGAGUCUCCUGUCGGAGCUCUACUGUCAGCAGAAGUUCUCUUCUCUUCUGAAGAACCUGGUUGAUUCGGCGAAACCACUGCUACGAAAGGCCAUCCAGAUCUCACAGCAGACCCCCUACUGGCACUGCAGACUGCUCUUCCAGCUCGCGCAACUGCACACUCUGGAGAAGGACCUGGUGUCAGCGUGUGAUCUUCUGGGGGUCGGAGCGGAGUACGCCAGAGUGGUGGGCUCUGAAUACACCAGAGCUCUCUUCCUGUUGAGCAAAGGCAUGCUGCUGCUGAUGGAGCGUAAGCUGCAGGAGGUUCAUCCGCUCCUGACUCUCUGUGGACAGAUCGUGGAGACCUGGCAGGGAAACCCCAUCCAGAAGGAGUCUCUGCGCGUCUUCUUCCUGGUGCUGCAGGUCACACAUUACCUGGACGCCGGACAGGUGAAGAGCGUCAAGCCGUGUCUGAAGCAGCUGCAGCAGUGCAUCCAGACCAUCUCCACGCUCCACGAUGAUGAGAUCCUGCCCAGUAACUCGGCCGAUCUCUUCCACUGGCUGCCCAAAGAGCACAUGUGUGUCCUGGUCUACCUGGUGACGGUCAUGCACUCGAUGCAGGCUGGGUAUCUGGAGAAAGCUCAGAAAUACACUGAUAAAGCCCUCAUGCAGCUGGAGAAGCUGAAGAUGUUGGACUGCAGCCCCAUCCUUUCCUCGUUUCAAGUCAUUCUGCUGGAGCACAUCAUCAUGUGUCGUCUGGUGACGGGACACAAGGCCACGGCGCUGCAGGAGAUCUCUCAGGUGUGUCAGCUCUGUCAGCAGUCUCCACGGCUCUUCUCCAAUCACGCGGCUCAGCUCCACACACUGCUGGGCUUGUACUGUAUCUCUGUUAACUGUAUGGACAACGCUGAGGCCCAGUUCACGACAGCGCUACGGCUCACCUCCCAUCAGGAGCUGUGGACGUUCAUCGUCACUAACCUGGCGAGUGUGUACAUCAGAGAGGGGAACAGACAUCAGGAGCUCUACAACCUGCUGGAGAGGAUAAACCCAGACCAGAACUUCCCCGUCAGUUCUCACUGUCUGCGCGCCGCUGCCUUCUACAUCAGAGGACUUCUGUCCUUCUUCCAGGGACGCUACAACGAGGCCAAGCGUUUCCUGCGCGAGACGCUGAAGAUGUCGAAUGCGGAGGAUCUGAAUCGUCUGACGGCCUGCUCUCUGGUGCUGCUGGGACACAUAUUCUACGUGCUGGGGAACCACAGAGAGAGUAACAACAUGGUGGUUCCAGCGAUGCAGCUGGCCAGUAAGAUCCCAGACAUGUCUGUGCAGCUCUGGUCAUCCGCUCUGCUCAAGGAUCUGAACAAGGCCUGUGGGAACUCGAUGGACGCACAUGAAGCAGCGCAGAUGCACCAGAACUUCUCCCAGCAGCUCCUGCAGGAUCACAUCGCCGCCUGCAGCCUGCCGGAGCACAACCUCAUCAGCUGGACUGAAGGCCCUCCUCCUGUGCAGAUUCAGGCUCAGAAUGGACCCACCACCAGCCUGGCCAGCCUGCUUUAAACACACACACUCACACACACAGACACAGACACACACACACUCAUGGGACGAGCGAGACUCCGCUUCCUUUCACCUGCAGACUCCUCUGUUUUAUUGUUCAGAUUUUAACUUAUUGAGUUGUUCAUGGUUCAUCUUCUUCGGUUGUGUUUGAUUGGCUGUGUUCAGAGCGAGGACAGACAGGGGUCAGAGGUCACACAUCGCUCCUCACUGUUGAGCUGUGCUGGUUAGCAGCAGUAACGAGUCGUUCAGUGUUCCCAUCCUCAGACUGACCAACUCUCAUCUCGACUCAGAUUCACCUCAAAACAAAACAGAUUUCACUCUCAGAGAAAAUUCAGCCCGGUUCAGGAUUUUUUUUUUUUUUUGCUUGGUCAUUGUUCAUGACACAUUUAACCCCUUCAUUCUCAUUAAUGUAAUCUUAAUUUUGUUGAUUUUUAUUUGAAUUAUGCAUUCUUAAAGUUUUGUACUACUUUCAAUUUAUGCUGGUUUAAAUAAAUCUUCACAGUAUUUAUGUGCUUACAGUAAUGAGAGAAACAGCAGUUUUUGCACAAAUGUGUUUAUGAAAAUAACAUCACUGCAAAAAAAUAAUUUUAUUAGGCCUCACUUUCAUGACAGGGAAUAUGAUUUAUCAUUAUUUUGGAGUGAAUGUGGACAUGUUUUCCUGUGAUUGAGCCACAGAACAGAGGUGUGUGAGACCGCAGGAACAGGAAGUCACAUGACCAGCAGCUCUGGAUCUGAUGUGUGAUCUCUCUCUGUGCGCUGAUGUCUUUACACACGUCUCAGAACACGUUUGUUUUCUUCUUGCACGUCUCUGUACAAACACUUUUCUUUUAAAGGUAUUAGCCUCUUUUCCUCCGUAGUUUUAACAGAUACAUUUAUUAAAUUUUGUAAAGUUUGAGUAUUUAUAUGCCACAUUUAACAAUCUUAUAAUCUUUGUCAUUAUAUUGAUUUGGAAUAGCCUUGGUUUGUAUAAAUGUUGUUUCAGUAGUUUCUCAGAUCAGCCGCCGCUCUUUCUAAUAACUGUUUUUAAACUCAUUGUAUUUCUUUGUGUCUGCUUCAAAAUCAUCAGGAUAUUUUUUUUAUUAAAUUGGAGAAGUGUAUGAACGA